GUGUUUAAGUAAAGUAAUGCUCAUAGUAUUGAAAGUGAAAUUUAAAAUAUUCCGGUUAAAAAGUGCAACGGGUUCUCGUCCAUGCAAAUUUUAACUAUCAACAUUUCAGAAGCUUGGAAAGUUAUUUUUGUGUAAUCGACAAAUAUGUACAGUUAUCACACUGUUUUGAUAUAGUCUUUAAAACACGAGAAAAUUGACCCCAUAUAAAUUUCACUGGCAUGGAAUCUGACGACAGUUAUGAGACGGUGUCAGUAAAUCUAAAAGAAGAUACAGAAUCAGACUUAUCUGACAAUCAAAGCAGCGACCAUAGCAAUCAUCAUGACACUAGAGAAGGAAAUUGUUCAAGUUGUGAUGGUUACUUAUCAAAUGGAGAAGUGUCAAAUGAUACUCAUUCACAGAAACAAUACCACAGUUUUUCAAGAAAACUGAAAGAGCAAGGAAAAAAGAUUAAACUACUGGAACAGGAACGUAUAGGCUUUCUUGAACAAAUUGCCAAUCUCUGUUCAUCACUGGAGAAGAAGCAGCAAGAGCUUGUCGAAGUUCUGCAACUAUCUGAGGAGAAGGCGAAAUAUCACGCCCACUAUAUGACUGAGGUUAGCAAUUUAUUAGCUGAACUUGGGACACUAUUUCCAGAAAAUACAAAUAGUUGUACUCAAAAAAAUAAAACUUUAAAGUGUCCAUCAGAAGUUAAUGACAAGAAGGAGAAUUCAAGUUCUACAGAAAAUACACAUGUUAAUGCAUCUUCUACUAAUUCCACAGUAGAUGAUAAUUGCAACUCUGAUUUUCCAAGAGAUAAUCGUGGUCGUGCUCUACUUGAUGCAUUAUCCGUUGCAGUAAAUGCUGCAAAAAAUAUGAAUUAUAGAAAAACUUCAACAAAUGAUUCUCAAAUAUCUCAAGUAUCUGACGUUGUACCGUCUGAAUCUUCAAAUGGCACUAGUCAUCGUAGUGUUUCAUUAACUGCGAAUCGAUUACCUCAACAAUUCAGCCAGCCUCCACCAGCAACAAAAAGUCCCGUAGCCCUAGAAGUUCGUAUAUUACCAUCAUUUUGUUGGAAUGCUGAUCACGUGCUCUAUUGGUUACGUGAAUAUGUUUGUUUGCCAGGUGGAUGUUUAGAAGCUGCUAGUCGACUUCGAAUGGAUGGAAAACAGCUGACAAGUGUAAUUGACAAGAAAGUUGAAAAGUUACUGAAUUUAAAUGAUGCAGGAUUACGUAGGAAAUUUUUUUCAGCAUUAGAAGAUCUACGCAUACAUGGACCACCUGGUUUAUCCCGUCAUCCUGGUGCUAGUCAUAUAACUUAUCAGUGGAUUUGUGAUACUUGGUUAAAGCAUCAUUUAGGCCUUGCACAAUUAAUUCCUUUAUUUGCAAUACGUCGCGUAGACGGUCGAAUGUUGGCCAGCUUAAUUUCUUAUAAACGUGUUAAACAUUCAGGUCAUGGUAGACAUCGUCAUCAUUCAAGUAAACGUAAAAGUAAACAUACCGAUGAUAAUACUGAUAACAAUAUAAGCAAUGUAGUCAUCUCUAAUCCUACUGAUGAUCAAAUCUCCUUGAAGAAUUAUUCUGAACAAAAUCUCGUCAAUGUGAAAUCUAAUAAAGUCAUCAGCAUCAACAGCAAUAAUACUAAUUCUAACUCCGUCACGUCAAUUUCAUCUAGAAACGGUACUAAUAAUACUCACCAAAAUGGCAGUAAUAAUAUUAAUAAUGUGGAAUCCCCUGGACGUAAUUGGCAUGUAUCCGGCCGCAAAGAAAUGUUGCAUAUUUUAUUGGGUUUAUCUUCUAAAGUCUCUUUAUCAUCGUCAAACAGUGGUGCAGAUUUGCCUAUUGACUGUAAAUAUUCACUUGGUAAAAGAGAGGCAGAAAGUUUACGCGCAGCAAUUGAAUUACUACAUCACCAUAAUUUCAAUGUAGAGUCUAUUGAGAAGAUUCGUACUAAUUCAGAGCCUGGUGAAUUAGAUCUUCUCUACUGGACUAAUGAUCAUAUUAAUAAAUGGUUAUGUGACCUAGGCUUAAAAGAUUUUACAAAUGGAAUUGAAGCAAGUGGUUUACAUGGUGCAUACAUGGUACUUGAUGCAUCAUUUGAUUUUGAUGCUUUGAUUAAACGACUUCGAAUACCGACAAAUAUUGCAAAUGCGUGUAAAUUACAUGAACAUCUACAACGUGUACUGAAACCAGCCAGAAUUCGUGAAGGAAUAUCUAUGAAACAACAUGGAAUCUUUCGUCGUCGUAGUGCCAGUCGACCAAAUUAUUCAAGCAAUAUGAUGCAACGUAGUAUGACGUCAAAUAGUGCAAUUAAUGGGAGUUAUCUAUCUUUGACAAAUUCAUCAUCAAAUGAUACUAAUUAUCAUUCAUCAAUGAAUGGCAAUGUAAUUCGUUCGAAUCCUAACAAGAUUCUUACAUCUCCAUCAUCUCCACCUUCACUCCCAACUUAUUUAACUGGAUCAACUAAUCUAAUGAACAAUUAUGUUGAUAUAGCAUCAAAUAAUCCUAUUGGAUUAACACCAAAACGUGAAAAACGCAGAGUACUAACUGUCACUGGAGAUUUAAUGAAUCCUAGUCGCUUGACACGUGUUUUUACGCGUAGUCGUAAGACAUCACAAACUGUAAUAGAUUCUUCUUAUAAACAACUUCCAAAUGCACAAAUAUUAAGACAAAUGUCAAUUACAGGAUUAAAUGUUAAUAAUACAAGUGGUUCAAGUAAUAACUUGGACUGGAUAUCUGAUGUUGAAGAUAGAUCAAGUACAUUGGUUAGAAAACAGUCUGAGAAAAGUUUAACUAAUUCUACUGCAUCCAAAUCAAUAAACAGUAGUUCCAGUAAGGACAGUAAUAAACGUUCUAAAGCCCAAAAUGGAACUUCAGCGAAAUCUUCACUUUUAAAUCACCACGAUAAAAGCGAUAACACUACUGUCAAUAAUGCGGAUUCAAAAAAGACUACCCCAUCUAGGCAAGCUGUUCAGAAUUUUUGCAUGCUAGUGUUGGAAAACAUACACAUGAGCCACAUGAGGCACCAUUUGUGGAUCCUUUUGGUUCUGAUUGUGGUAGGCCUCGCAUACGUAUUUUACUUGGGCAGACAAAUCGUUUAAACUCAAUGGGUGGAACAUCUUUAACACCUACAAUUUCUACUGCUACAAUUAAGAAUAUUUUUGAUAAUAAUAAUAACAAUAAUGACAAUUUAACUAAUAUGCAUUUUUCAACAACAACAACAACAUCCUGUUGUGCUACACCUACUCACACGGCUAACAGUUUCACAUCAAAUAAGAGUACAGAUUCAAUAAAGAGUAUUGUACCUUCUUCAUAUAUGCCUCCAUCAAGUAAAACAAAUUCUUAAAAUUCACGCACAAAUAUCUUUAUUCACAUUUAUAUUUAUAUAUGAACCAUUUGAGAUGAUUAUUUGUAAUGAGUGAUGGCAAAAAAAAAAACUAACACGCUUUUUACUGUUGUUCUAUUUCCUUGUGAUUUCUUCAUUUUAACUUUUUAUUCUACAUAAAUUAUGAUGAAUAUUGAUUGAAGAAAUGGUCAAUUUUUCUUUCUUUUGUUUAUUUAUUUAUUUAUAAUUUACUUCUAUAUUUGUUGUUUUUUCCCAAUUAAUUGUAUAGUUUCUUUUCGUUUUGUCUACAGAAAUGACUGAUAAUGAGCAACUUAAAGCAUAAUUCAGUUCAUCUAUUCUAUUUUUGUGUACAUCAUCAAUAUUUAGAGUCUAUUCAAAAUGAAAAAGGUCGAUAAAAACGAUGACAGUAACUUAUGACAACGAUAUAUAUAUAUAUAAGCAUAUGAACAUGUAAAUAUACCACAUAUAUAUACAUAUUUUUUCUCUUAUCGAUGAUAUUGUUACAUAAAUCGACCUACCUUAUAAUGAAUAGGUAUCAUGUUAACCAGACUUUUUAAAUCCUGGUGCUUUUGUUGUUGUUGUUGUGUUUUUUCUUCAUUUUAUCCAGAAUUAUGACAGAUUCCUUCUUAAAUAAUAUUGCUUUAACUUAUUUAAUUGUGGAACAAUGAAUAUGUCUUUUGUUAAAACUAUUCUAAUCAUAAAACACAAUUUAAUUACAUAUUCAACAAAAAUAGUAUGAUAUAUGUGUGUUUCAUAAUUAAUGGGCGUCAAACAACCUAACAUUAAGGAU
Molecule: messenger RNA, 4112 nt
Organism: Trichobilharzia szidati
Lineage: Eukaryota; Metazoa; Platyhelminthes; Trematoda; Strigeidida; Schistosomatidae
Source: the annotation of a GenBank genome assembly